AUGAGUAGCCCGAUCUGCCCGCCGUUCGAGAUGGUCACGUCAGCUGCAAGUCAAGCCAUACGCAACCCCACAACCAGUACUAGAAAGCCUACAAGACACCGCACUGGGUAUCAAUGGGUUCACAUAAGCCUGCUACUUGUGAGUCUGGAAACCAGAUUCUUCAACGGCCUCGUGGUAGAAGUUCCGGAGACAGUGCUGCCUCUGAAGGACACUGUGAUCAAGUUUAACUCGGCGGAUUUGCUUACCUGGCCGUCGUUUACGGAGACGCUAUUUGAGCAUCUACGCCCACUUCCAGGCAGCAUCGAUCCCGCCAACAAAGAACUGUGGACUCUGUCGUAUGCCUCGGCGUUCUCUGGUAAAAAGAUCAUCACCGUCCCCAACACGGACAGAUAUACAACACCGUCGAGCAUGCUCACCUCCGGCCACUUUUCGAACAACCAAUCCGGGCAAUUGAAGGUUCUCGUCAUCUUGACGUCGACACAAGUGAUUGACAAGCAGGAGGCAGUCACGCCACUCAGGUCAGACGAGUAUCCAACUCCAGCUAGGGAAAAGACGAAGCGAAAAAUCAAGCAGGAAGACGAGAGCCCGGUACCUAGAACCAAAAAGCGUGCCCAGGAGCAAAAACGGAUCAAGGAUGGAGACGAGACCAGCGCGGGUGAGAUCAAACAAGAGAUACGUGUGAAGACUGAGCAAGAGGAUCCGUUUGCAGACAGCCCCUCUCCGAGGCUGACGGGUGACAAAUGGAACUUGGAACAGCAAGAUGAAGUCGAACAGCCUCUUUCUGAUGUGGCAGCCACCAGUGCCCUCGCUACAGAAGAUGACGCAGAAGGAAUGGAGGACGUGGACGAGGACGAAGACGAAGACGAGAAUCAUACAACUGUUGCCACAGAGUUCGUAAGAAACCAUGUCAGUUGGAAUUGA
This is a messenger RNA of Cordyceps fumosorosea ARSEF 2679, 921 nucleotides long. RefSeq lists its product as hypothetical. The transcript has a single exon. The record is from RefSeq and is a predicted model, not a curated record. The coding region runs from base 1 to 921 and encodes 306 amino acids. Lineage: Eukaryota; Fungi; Ascomycota; Sordariomycetes; Hypocreales; Cordycipitaceae.